Messenger RNA from Ipomoea nil (Japanese morning glory), 1687 nucleotides. Its product is annotated as cytochrome P450 84A1-like. The record is from RefSeq and is a predicted model, not a curated record. Gene Ontology annotation, molecular function: monooxygenase activity; heme binding; oxidoreductase activity, acting on paired donors, with incorporation or reduction of molecular oxygen. The coding region runs from base 10 to 1572 and encodes 520 amino acids. Lineage: Eukaryota; Viridiplantae; Streptophyta; Magnoliopsida; Solanales; Convolvulaceae. Gene Ontology annotation, biological process: lignin biosynthetic process. The transcript is spliced from 2 exons.
GAACGAUCCAUGCAAUAUAGAAAAAUGGGUUUUCUUGUUGAAGCUUUAGGGGAUUAUGAAUCCAUGAUUUUAUCCUUGGUUGUUUUCCCUGUGUUGUUGUUCUUUCUUGUUUCUAGGUUUCUCCGAAAACCUUAUCCGCCUGGUCCGAAAGGUUGGCCGUUGAUCGGCAACAUGAACUUGAUGGACCACUAUUCACACCGCGGCUUUGCCAAGCUGGCACGACAGUACGGCGGCUUGCUACACUUCCAGAUGGGUUCUGUCCACGUGGUGGUGGUUUCGGGCCCGGAGGAAGCCCGACAAGUCCUCCAAGUACAGGACAAUGUAUUCUCUAACCGCCCAGCCACCAUUGCUAUUAGCUAUCUCACUUAUGAUCGGGCCGAUAUGGCUUUCGCCCACUACGGCCCGUUCUGGCGUCAAAUGCGAAAGGUUUGCGUGAUGAAGCUGUUCAGCCGUAGGCGGGCCGAAUCGUGGGAUUCCGUCCGCGACGAGGUUGAUAAGAUGGUGCGGGCCGUGGGCGCGAGCGUCGGGUCGGUCGUGGACAUUGGCGAGCUGGUUACCGGGCUGACCCGAGAUAUCGUUUACCGGGCCGCUUUUGGGUCGAGCUCGAGUGACGGAAAAGAGCAGUUCAUUACCAUAUUGCAAGAGUUUUCAAUGCUGUUCGGAGCGUUCAACAUCGCAGACUUUUUCCCUUGGCUAAAGUGGGCCGACCCACAGGGCCUAAACGCCAGGCUCGUCAAGGCCCGGGGUUCGCUCGAUGUUUUCAUCGACAACAUCAUCGAGGAUCAUAUGCAGAAACGUAAGGAUAACAAAGGAGGGAUUAACAUUGGAUCCGACACGGACAUGGUGGAUGAGCUGUUGGAGUUUUACAGCGAGGAAGCCGCAGUGAAUGAGACAGAAGAUUUGCAAAACGCCAUUAAGCUUACUAGGGAUAACAUCAAAGCUAUCAUUAUGGAUGUAAUGUUUGGGGGAACAGAAACGGUGGCGAGUGCAAUUGAGUGGGUGCUGGCGGAGCUGAUGAAAUCGCCGGAGGAUCUUAAAAGGGUUCAAGAAGAGCUGAGCACCGUGGUGGGCCUUGACCGGAAAGUUGAAGAAGCCGACUUGGAAAACCUCACAUUCUUGAAAUGCGUCCUGAAGGAGACUCUCCGCCUCCACCCACCCAUCCCUCUCCUCCUCCACGAGACGGCGAAGGCCUGCGAAGUCAACGGCUACUACAUUCCGGCGAGGUCGCGCGUGGCCAUCAAUGCAUGGGCCAUCGGACGCGACAGAAACAGCUGGGAAGACGCGGACAGCUUCAAGCCCGACAGAUUCCUCAAACCAGGGGUAGCAGAUUACAAGGGGAACAACUUCGAGUUCAUUCCAUUCGGAUCGGGCCGGAGAUCCUGUCCGGGCUUGCAACUCGGGGUUUAUACUUUGGAGGUGGCGGUGGCCCAUCUUCUUCACUGUUUCACUUGGGAAUUGCCUAAUGGGAUGAAACCAAGCGAGAUGAAAAUGGAGGACGUGUUUGGACUCACUGCACCACUCGCCAAUCGACUCGUCGCCGUGCCCGCUUCACGCUUGUCCUGCCCGCUUUAAAAUGAAUUGAAGCACUUUAUAUAUAUUAUAUAUAUAUGUAUGACUGAAGAAUUGAUUUAUUUGGCCCCUACAGGCCGGCUACAAACAUUAAUGUUCGAUCUGCUUGUUUUCUUUU